AUGUGUAGAAGCCGGGGCAGCCAUGCUGAGCCCGAAGAUGCAGCGGACCGUGCGGGUGAACGAGGCCCAGCUGCUGAUGCUCUCGGACCGGGCCAAGUUCGACAACUCCUACCAGGGGUCGCUCCACAAGAGGACCGCCGACUCCAACAAGUGGCAGCUCAGAACUUGCUGUUCUAUUACGACUCAGAGAGCUGCGCCCGGCCAUCUGGGGUGGUGAUGCUAGAAGGGUGCUACUGCGAGAGGCUAAUCUCACCGCCCUCCAAGAACAAGGACGCCCCCGAAAAACAGAACCCAACUUUCAAGAUUUUUUACCUUUCCCAUCUCCUUGAGGUGGUCAUCGAGGGUCGAUUUGCUGAGGUUAAGUUUCUCUGCAAGUUCUCGAACAGUUUCUUCUCUCAAAGCCAGCAGAACAUCGUCAUCAAGAGAGGAAGUCCUUCCAAAACCUCCUUUAUCUUCAAGACUGAAGUCCUCCGAACUUUUUUGAUCCACGGUUGGACAGUGAGCUCAUUAAUGCCAUUCUUACCACAGCGUUGA
Molecule: messenger RNA, 534 nt
Organism: Nezara viridula (southern green stink bug)
Lineage: Eukaryota; Metazoa; Arthropoda; Insecta; Hemiptera; Pentatomidae
Source: the annotation of a GenBank genome assembly